This is a messenger RNA of Thlaspi arvense, 1397 nucleotides long. Lineage: Eukaryota; Viridiplantae; Streptophyta; Magnoliopsida; Brassicales; Brassicaceae. The record is from the annotation of a GenBank genome assembly.
GUACGAAUCAGUCUAACAAAACAAGGACAAGAGCAAAGGGCACACAAGUUCAAUCGACAUGGCUAAUCCUAAGAAUUGGUCAUCUCUUCUUAUGUUAGUCUUGACCUUGUAUGCCAUUGCUGCUCAUUCAAGUGCCCAGAACACCUACUCUCCACCAUCACCACCACCAUAUGUGUAUACCUCUCCACCAUAUGUUUACAAAUCUCCACCACCUCCUCCAUACGUCUAUAGCUCUCCACCAGCUCCUCCUUACGUGUACAGCUCCCCACCACCUCCUCCAUAUGUUUACAAGUCGCCACCACCUCCUCCAUACGUCUAUAGCUCUCCACCACCUCCUCCCUACAUUUACAAGUCGCCACCACCACCUCCUUACGUGUACAGCUCCCCACCACCUCCUCCAUAUGUUUACAAGUCACCACCACCUCCUCCCUAUGUUUACAACUCUCCACCACCUCCUCCAUAUGUUUACAAGUCACCACCACCUCCACCAUACGUAUAUAGCUCUCCACCACCUCCUCCCUAUGUUUACAAAUCUCCCCCUCCUCCUCCAUAUGUUUACAAGUCACCACCACCUCCUCCAUACGUCUAUAGCUCUCCACCACCUCCUCCCUAUGUUUACAAAUCUCCACCUCCUCCUCCAUACGUCUAUAGCUCUCCCCCACCUCCUCCAUAUGUUUACAAGUCACCACCACCUCCUCCAUACGUCUAUAGCUCUCCACCACCUCCUCCAUACGUUUACAAGUCGCCACCACCUCCUCCUUAUGUGUACAGCUCUCCACCACCUCCACCAUACGUGUACAAGUCACCACCACCUCCCCCAUAUGUCUAUAGCUCUCCACCACCUCCUCCCUAUGUUUACAAAUCGCCACCACCUCCUCCUUACAUCUACAGCUCUCCGACACCUCCUCCAUACGUAUACAAGUCGCCACCACCACCUCCUUACGUUUAUAGCUCUCCGCCACCUCCUCCAUAUGUUUACAAGUCGCCACCACCUUCUCCCUACGUUUACAAAUCUUCGCCACCUCCUCCAUAUGUUUACAAAUCGUCACCACCACCAAGCUAUAGCUAUAGCUCUCCCCCUCCUCCAUUGUACUAAAUAAACACAUACAUGGUAAACUGAGUUUCAAAAGAAAAAUGUGUUCGCUAUAAUUGAUCUGCCAUAUCGUAUUCAUGGAAUAAAAACUUUAUCUUUCUAUCGUAUCUUAUAUGUAUAAGAAAUGUAGUUUCUUUUGUUUGUACUCAGGUGCAUUCUCGUUGUUCGAUUUCUGCUUAUGAUCUUGGUAUACUUUUUUAACAUGAACGGUGUUCUUGUCGUCUAUUUAUAAUUGAAUAAAUUACAAAGAUUAAGAAAUAUGUAUAUGAGAGACGGAAAUGAAGUAUAGAAUGUUAAUUUCUCC